AUGUCGGAUUCGUCUAAAAUAAUUGAAAGUGAUAAUGUUCAUUCAAAUGAAGCUAACGAUGAACCACUCGAUCCUCGAAUACAAAUUGAAUUGGAACGUGCUAAUGCUGCAACCAGUGAAAUAAAUAAUCUUGAAAGUCAAUUAGAUAAUGCUCAAAAAUUAUUUCAAAUAAGUUUUAGCCAUUGUAAACAACGUUUAGCUAAUCUAGCUAAAACACUUGGCCGUUGUGUCGAACGCGGAAGACCAUAUUAUGAUGCUGUUCAACAAGCUGAACAGGCACGAUUAGAGACUGGACGAGCUGCUCAAGAAUAUCAAAAUUCUGUUGAAUUACAUUGUGUAGCAAAAGAAAAUUUAGCUGCUGCAGAAAAUCAAUUAUCCAAAUCAGAAGAUAAUGCAACGUGGCAAGAAUGUAUGAACCAUCUAACCAUGAAGGUAACGCAAAUAGAACAAGACAAAAUGCGUUAUGAACAAAUACAUGAAGAAAAAUCGAAACUUUAUCAAGAAUACGAACAACAAAGAAUAAAACUUCGCCAUUCAUUAACAAGAGUGAUCAUCAAAUCGAAACCUUACUUCGAUGCAAAAUUUAAAGCAGAAAACGAACUUAAAAAUCAAAAAUGUCGUAUUGAAGAUGUACAGAACGCAAUAAUUAAAGCCAAAAGAACAUAUCGUGCAGCAUUGAACAGUCUUGAACAAAUAUCUGAUGAAAUUCAUACGAAACGUAAAAAUCAAAUUUUAUUACAACUUCCUCUACGUGAGCCUGGUGUCGGUGCCGAAACACCCGAUGAGUUUAUUGAACUGCCUAAAAUUGAAUUUCCCAAAAUCAAUCUUUCUAAUCAAUCAUCUGAACAUGAUCUGUCCAAGUCAAUGAACUCAAUGUCUGUAAAUACAAGUACGGAUUGCAUUUAUCGAUCAUCUAACAUAAAUCUUUCUACUAAUAUUUCACCAUUAACCAAUAAAAAAUUCGAAGAUCACUGUCGUACACAAAUGAUUGCAAGUGUAAAUAAUGGCAAUGAUCAACGAAUGAAAAAACAGAUAAUCCCAUCUCGAAGUGUUCGAAUAAAAUCAACACGGAUUCACAAACCUAAUGAAGCGCCAUUGCUUUCGCAUCUUUUUGGAACAUAUAAAUUUCAUAGUGAUCCAAAUUUGAAUGCUUCAACAAAAUAA
This is a messenger RNA of Rotaria socialis, 1164 nucleotides long. Lineage: Eukaryota; Metazoa; Rotifera; Eurotatoria; Philodinida; Philodinidae. The record is from the annotation of a GenBank genome assembly.